AUGGGCAACAAGGCCUCUGUGCCGGAGCCCAAGCAGGUGUAUCUGGCGGCCAAGGCGGGCGAUGCGCGGCAGCUAGAGGCCAUUCGGUCACGCGCGGGCGACCCCGCCUCUGACACCGCCGAGGCCCGCACCCGGUUGCUGGAAUGGACCGACGACGAGGGCAAGACAGCGCUCGUGGUGGCUGCGGCCAAGAACCACCUUGACUGCGUCAACCUGCUUUUGGCGUUCGGCGCCAACGUGCAGCAUAUGAGCCGGAGGCGGGACGGCGGAACGGCGCUCCAUGAGGCGGUCCAGAGGCAAUGCUCCGCGCAGUUGGUGGAUGCGCUCCUGAGCAAGGGGGCCUCCCCCUUCGUUGAGAACGCUAGCGGCUUCACCGCUCUGGACUACGCGAUCGUGCGCAAGGAGCUCGUGCUGGUCAGGCGCUUCGAGGAGUUGGGCUUCUUCAGGGGGUACAUGAGGGCCAAGGUGCAAUCCUGGGGAGGACUGUCCCGGAACUGGUUCGCAAGGUGGGUGGCCAUCGUUCCCCGCUACUCCUACCCAGAAGCGCCAGUGAGCGAGCGGGUAAUACGUCGGCUGCUAUUGUUCUAUGAGAAUGCCCAGCACGUGGACCUGAGCUGCAGGGUCUACCUCGAUGGCGCCCGUGCCAGGAUUGAAGGCAGCGGCCAUCAGGAUGAGCGCGUUUGCUCUGUGAUGUUGCAUCGAACACACCUCAAGCCGAAAGGGCUGUUUGUGAAAGGCAACCACAGCACUGGCUUCACCCUGUUCCUAAAGAGGCAUCCAAGCACGCCACAGCACAGAAGGAACGACUUUCCCACCCUGGAGCAAUUCAUGUCUGUUGUCAACAGUCGGCAAGAUGGAGUAACCGCUGUUGCAGCAGCUGGGGCGCCUCCUGGGGAGUCUGAUGAAGAGUUUGCACGGCGGCUGAGCUAUUGCCUCAAUGGGGGGAUUGGCGAUCCCACACAUGCAACGGGCAUCAACCAGAACUCAUGGGACCAAUCGUCACAAUAUCCUGUAGCCAUGCCUGUGGACACGCCCCAGAACCACAGUAUCCAUGCCCCUGCCAGGGAACAACAGGCAGCCCGGGAGGGAAUGGCACCGGAGGUCAGGCCCUCUGCUCCACCACUGCCAGACACAUUCAUGCCCUUUCCUGCAGCCUCGGCACCUCUUGUGGCAAAGGUGGCCCUGCCCACAGCACCACCAGUCAGUGCGGGAAAAGGAGCUGGUGAUGGUGAAAAUGACAGUGAUGACGACAUAUGUGUGAUAUGCCUGGAUGGCCCGAAGGAGGCUGGAUUCGUUCAUGGUGACAGUGUGCAUCGUUGUGUGUGCAACGCCUGUGCCGACAACAUGAUGCGGCAGCAGCACAGGAGUUGUCCUGUGUGCCGCCAAAACAUCGAGAAAGUGUUGAAGAAAUUUUUCUAG
This is a messenger RNA of Ostreobium quekettii, 1419 nucleotides long. NCBI's taxonomy places the organism in Eukaryota, Viridiplantae, Chlorophyta, Ulvophyceae, Bryopsidales, Ostreobiaceae. The record is from the annotation of a GenBank genome assembly.